Molecule: messenger RNA, 705 nt
Organism: Cynocephalus volans (Philippine flying lemur)
Lineage: Eukaryota; Metazoa; Chordata; Mammalia; Dermoptera; Cynocephalidae
Product: glutathione S-transferase theta-1-like
Exons: 6
Coding region: 1-705 (234 amino acids)
Biological process (GO): glutathione metabolic process
Cellular component (GO): cytoplasm
Molecular function (GO): glutathione transferase activity
Source: RefSeq, a predicted model, not a curated record
AUGGCCAAUGGAGCUGACAAGGGGGAGCACCUGAAGCCCAAGUUCCUGAAAGUGAACCCUCUGGGGAAGGUGCCUGCCUUCAGGGAUGGAGACUACCUGCUGGCUGAGAGCCCAGAGGCACGGUCUGGGUCCAGGGACCACUUAGGGCUAAAGUUGGGAGGCUGGAACCUGGCUGAAGCCCAAGCUGGUUGGAGCUGCCAGGGUGGGGAAGGGGAAUGGGUCAUCCAGCCAGGCCUGGACAACCUGGAGCCAACAGGCCUUGUUGAUGAGUAUUUGGUGUGGCAGCAUGUUACCAUCCAGCUGCCUGCCACCAACAUCUACCUGUCACAAGGUGAGCCUCCUUGGCCCAAUCAUGCAGGCUUGGGCAAGAGCCAGGACCCCCAGAGCUGGAAGUCUCUCCUGCCCCACUUUUCAAAGCAGCCUGUGGAUGCUGCACAGCUGGAGGGGCUGUUGGGAAGGCUGACGCCAGCCCUGCAACACCUGGAUGGGGAGGUCCUGGCAGCCAGGCCCUUCCUGGCAACUGAGCAGGUUUCCCUGGCAGAACUGAUGGCACUCUCAGAGCUGAUGCAGCCCACUGCUGUCAGCUGUGAAUUCUUCGAAGACUGGCCCCAGCUGGCAGCAGAGCAGACACGCGUACAAGCUGCCCUGGGUUCCAAGCUUGUCCAGGAGGCCCACAACCUUAUACUCCAGCCUUGGGACACCUGA